This is a messenger RNA of Knipowitschia caucasica, 393 nucleotides long. NCBI's taxonomy places the organism in Eukaryota, Metazoa, Chordata, Actinopteri, Gobiiformes, Gobiidae. The record is from the annotation of a GenBank genome assembly.
AUGGCGCUCCACGCCGCCUCUCACCUCUCCUACUCCAUCUCUGCGUCUGCACUCAUCAGGAACAACCUCACCACAGACUCCUCAAUGAGUCCUGGCACGCGGCCAACACAGAGUAUCUCGGCCCGGGAUCUGAGUGAUGGGUGGGGUGCUCAGGGAGGGAGGCCGAAUCGAACCAGGGUGUCCCGCAAUGUGCCCAAGGAAUGUGUAAGACCGCUGAGCAAAGAAGGAGCCAGUGGCAGGGAGCAUAUGUCUCCAGGUUGUGGUGCCACACAGCGUUAUACUCUCCCUCCACGGGACGUCCAGGCCUGUGGGCAGAGCGGCCUGGAGAGUGAAGAGGGCGUCCAGGCAGAAACCUGGCCCCGGGUCAAUCUUCUCACCCCCCUGCAUGUUUGA